Messenger RNA from Lasiosphaeria miniovina, 1959 nucleotides. RefSeq lists its product as uncharacterized. Gene Ontology annotation, molecular function: RNA binding; protein binding. The record is from RefSeq and is a predicted model, not a curated record. Gene Ontology annotation, biological process: poly(A)+ mRNA export from nucleus. Gene Ontology annotation, cellular component: nucleus. Lineage: Eukaryota; Fungi; Ascomycota; Sordariomycetes; Sordariales; Lasiosphaeriaceae. The transcript is spliced from 2 exons. Bases 1 to 1959 code for a protein of 652 amino acids.
AUGGCGCCCCCCACAGGCCCUCGAGGCAAUGCCCAUCGAUCCGUUCCCAGAGGGAGUCGUGGCGGUGGUAUCACCAAGCGACGUGGUACCCCAAUAACUGACAAAGACGGAGACGUCGCCAUGGAUGUGCCCGCAACAGGCUCCGGCACCAGCGGUGCUCCUGCACGAGAUAAUCGGGGAGCACGUGGCGGAAAAGGCGCUUCAACGCGAUCAUCUUCGCGGAUUGCCGAGAAUAUUCGGAACUACGGUGGAGACUCUGGCCAAGGCCAAGGCUCCAAGGCGCACUUCAAUAGGACGACAUUGAAGAUUCUUGGCCUCCGCAACAGCAAGGCCGCAAGCAACAACGAUGGAGGCCUGGGUACUCUGGUCAAUUUUAUUCAGCGAAAGGCUUCCAAGGAGAAGCCGAUCAGGAUUAGCAAGAGCACCCUAAACGGCGAUUAUGCCUGGAUCAGCGUCAACAAGGAUGAUGCCCCGGUUAUUUUGCGACUCAACGGCUUCGUAUAUGCUGGCGCCACGUUGGAAAUCACCGAGACCACGGAGAGGAUGCCCAACGAUUCGAGCUCGCGGACCACCACAGAGGAGACAAAGAAGAAUUUGCUUGCCGUGUUGGGCAAGCGCUAUCACGCUGAGCAGAAACUGCUGGAUCUGUCAGCUCUUGGCACGGACGAGGGCCUGAGCAUGAUGGGUGCCUUUGGCUCGCAGUCACUCGCCGAGAAGGCGUUCAAGGCACUUCUGCAUCUUGCUACAUCGCAGUACAAGAACUCCCAGGAAAAGAACGAGGCCAUAGAGGCUGUAUCCCUUGCUCGGAACGACAUUAACGAUGUCCAGCAAGUCUUCACGCUCGUUUUCUCAUUGCCGGACCUAAAGCGGCUCGAUCUCAGCGGAAACCAUCUCGACAGCCUCCCCAAAAUUGCCAAAUGGGAGCAUCGGUUUCAGCAGCUUCAGGAGCUCCAUCUCACCGAUAACCCGAUCAUGAACCAGGACAACUUUGUCCCAGAGCUCCUCAAGUGGUUCCCGUCAUUGCAGAUUCUGAAUGGCCAACAGGUCAGAGCUCCGGAAGAAAUUGCGGAAUCUUUGAAGCUCAUCAGCCCGACACCUAUCGCGCAGUUCCCAUCGAACCUACGUGAUGGAGAAAACAACGUGGCGUCCGCAUUUCUAAGCGCAUUCUUCAUAUUGUUCGACAGCGAUCGGGCUCGACUGGCAUCUGAGUUUUAUGACGACGAGUCGUGGUUCUCAGUUUCAGUCAUUCCGAAUCCCGGCCGCACUCUUCCAUGGAAGUCGUACCUGAAGUUUUCGAGAAACGUGAACAGAGUCUCCACUAACAGGAGCCCUGAUUUGCUGAAGCGAAUCUUUACCGGCGGCGACCUCAUUGCUGGCUUGUGGGCACUUUUGCCCAGCACACGGCAUCCCAGUCUUGACCAACCUGGACAAUGGCUCAUUGACUGCCACACUUUUCCCGGCCUUGCAGACCCGUCCGGUCAGGGUGUUGCAACUGGUUUGGCCAUCUGUGUUAACGGCCAGUUUGAGGAGGCCGAUACAGCGCAGAAUAUCUUUGGCACCCGUACGUUCUCGCGGACGUUUAUUCUCGGACCCAGCAACCCAGCAAACCCGCGCUCUAAGCACCCUUACCGAGUUAUCAGCGACCAGCUCACGCUGCACAACUUCAAGGCCAAUGAGGCCGUUGUUCAGCAGGUGCCCGCUGUGUCUGCCAUGCCCACCUUGGCGACAGUACCCACCGUAGCCGCCGCCGCUCCGGUCCCGAACAUUGCGCCGAUGACCCCGGACGCGGCUACGAAAGCCCAGCUUAUUCAGGAGCUAUCGAGUCGUACCAACAUGACGGCCGAGUAUUCCGAGCUAUGCCUUGGAGGCGCUGCUAACUGGAAUUUCGACCUCGCCCUAGAAUCCUUUGAAAAGCUGAGGGCUACUCUGCCUCCGGAUGCUUUUCUCCCGGUUGCCUAG